Molecule: messenger RNA, 1340 nt
Organism: Odontomachus brunneus
Lineage: Eukaryota; Metazoa; Arthropoda; Insecta; Hymenoptera; Formicidae
Product: protein shisa-5-like
Exons: 5
Coding region: 110-661 (183 amino acids)
Source: RefSeq, a predicted model, not a curated record
GUAUUGUCGUCGUCUAUAGCACUUGAUCAUUCGUGGCUUGGACUCGACCACCGGAGGAUUGCGUCAUUGAAGUUCAUCGUCACAAGUGACGUGAAACACGUUGAUCGAAAUGUCGCGGCUUACUGGAGCGUUUUUGUUGCUGUGCCUGCACGCAGGAUUUGCUUAUGGGAUGGAUUGCAGUUUGGGAAGAAGCUCAAACUUCUUGGAGAAGGUGGUAAACACAUGCCCGGGGAUCUUAGAUAGUAGAUCCAAGUCUUACUGCUGCUACGAUAUACCUAAUGACACGGCCUAUUGUUGCGACGCCGAAGAGUUUGCGUUGAAAACUGGACUUGGUAUCAUCGUGCCUGCGAUAAUCACAGCAGGUAUAGUUAUCACACUGAUAGUUUGCUGCAUAUCCUGUCUCUGCUGCAGCUGCUGUCCGUGGUACCGCCGGCGUCAUCGAGGCACCGUCUAUGGAAAAGUUCAAGCACCUAAUGUUGUACAUGUAGUUCAAACUCCGGCGAAUUUACCACCGAGUUACACCAGUCAAGGAGAUCAAGUACAGAAUCACUACGUGCCAUAUCCAACGAACCCGGCAGGUUUUCCACAACAUCCACCGCCGCAAUAUAAUGAAGCGUACGCUAAACAGGCUCCUUACAAUCCCGCGUAUCCUCCACAGUGAUCUUCCUAAUUUUAUAAUGAUGUAUAUGGAAAUAUUAUGGACGAUAUAUUUGCAAGGUUCCUUCCUUUUAUCCGUUCAAGGAUGUGAUCUUCACCGUCAAGGCUUGAACGCAUCCUAUCAUAUUAAGAAGACGUUGUGUUCAUCCACCAUUGUAUGUCAAAAUGCAACCAUGUGCAUGUUUUCCAAAUCUCCGUGUCAGGCCACAAAUAUUAUCUCGUACAAAUUCUUAUCGCUUAGAAAAUACAGAAUUGCAGACUUGCUCUACUACUCGGCGAUAGUAUUUGACGAUACUUUUUUUAUUUUAUUACACGUUUACAUGUAUUUGUUAAAUAUAUACUCUUUGCUAUUUCGAAAAAUAUUCUAUAAGUUUUUCUAUAAGUUUCGCGAAGUGGCAGAGCAAAAUCAGACGUGACAUAUUCUCGUCAAGAGAGGAGUUUGAUGUGAGAAAGAGAGAAAGAAGCAAGAGAGAGAGAGACAGAGAGAGAGAGAAACUUUGAAAAGAGAGGAAAGGCGAACAUAUUAUUGAACUAUUAUCACUUGUACAGUACUGAAAUGUAUCAUUGUUGAAUUGCAACAAAAGUUGGUCAACUGGAAUCAUGUACACAACAAGAAGUUAAAAUACUCUCGACAAAAAUCUAUUGACUACUGUAAAUAAAAUAAAAAGUACAGACUACAUAUA